Molecule: messenger RNA, 648 nt
Organism: Aureococcus anophagefferens
Lineage: Eukaryota; Pelagophyceae; Pelagomonadales; Pelagomonadaceae
Exons: 3
Coding region: 1-648 (215 amino acids)
Source: RefSeq, a predicted model, not a curated record
AUGUUCAGCCUCGCGCGCCUCGCGCGCCUCUGCGCGGUCCUGCUCACGACCCUCUCGUGCGCCCUCAUCGCGCCCCGCGCCGCGACGACGCAGCAGCUCACGCGCGACACGCGACGAUACAACCUGGCCAAUUCGCGGGCAGAGGACAUCAACAACUCGAGCAUCAUCCCGAAGAUCGACGCGUACGAGGCCGUCGUCGCGCUCGCGCGCAAGGCCAAGCAGCGCGCGCUCCUCGACCAGAUGGGCGACGGCAACCUCGACGGCGUCAAGCCGCUCAUCGCCCAGAUGGACGAGGAGCUCGAGCAGUGGGAGGCGGACCCCGCGUACGGCGAGAUGCGGGACCAGUCCUGGCCGGCGAAGAUCGGCGUCGUCUUCGUCGACGAGGACAACGCGCCGCCGCCGCCGCCGGAGCCCGCGGCCGUGGCGCCGCCGCCGCCGCCGCGCGAGGCCCAGGAGCUCGUCGAGGGUCUCUACCCGUCGGCGGGGUCGCUCGCGCUCUCGCCGAGCGACCUCCUGCUCCCGUCCGAGGACCUGAGCGCGUCGCAGCUCGAGAUGCUCCACGACAUCCUCGACUCGUGCACGCGGCGCGUCAUCGACUGCCGCAUCGCGUUCGCCGCGCGGAAGUGCGCGAGCGACCUGCCGCUGUAA